AUCAAGCUUGUGAAUAUCAAUCCAUCAGAUAUCGUAGAUGGCAAACAUACAAUUGUGCUGGGACUCAUUUGGUCCAUUAUCCUGUACUUCCAGAUUGAAGAAAAUGCUCAUCAUAUUGCCAAAGAGGCAGAAACACCAAAAGAUGCUGUUGAUGGUGCCACCCCUCCAAAGAAAAAGAUGUCCGCUCUUGAAAAAUUUAAAGGUGGUGCCAAGAAAGCAUUGCUGGUGUGGACGCAGAAACGCAUUAGCGAAAAAAUUGGCAUCGAGAUUAAGAACUUUGGGCAGAGUUGGCGUGAUGGUAUGGCAUUCAAUGCUGUGGUGCACUCUAUAAUGCCAGAUGUUAUUGAUAUGGAGAGUCUCAUACACAAGACCAACCUUAAGAGAUUGGAGGAGGCAUUUGAUGCAGCAGAGACGCAUCUAGGAAUACAUAGACUCCUGGAUCCUGAGGAUGUUGAUGUUGACAAACCAGAUGAGAAGUCAAUCAUGACAUAUGUUGCACAGUUUUUGAAAAAAUAUCCCGACUCUGAGAGUGCACCUGCACCCAAGUUGCUGGCACAGGUUGACCAGGCCAGACUAGUAGCUCAACAAGAGAAGAAAGAAUAUGGAGACCUGGUAGCUUGGUUGGAGAGUGUGAGUGUUAAGCUAGAGAUAGUGGACCAGCCUGUACAGGACAGACAUAGGGAAUAUGGGGAUUACCUUCUUCACGAAAAUGACCUGAAAAGCAAACGUGAGGUCUAUGAGAGACUACAAAUGAGAAAAGAGUCCAAUGUGUCAUUAACGAUGAGCGAAGAAAAUUGGAUAUUUUUACAACAAAAAUGGAGUUAUGUAACGAAAAGGACUCGAAAAUGGCGGUGGAAGCUAGAUAGUAGUUUACCGGGAAAAUUAGGAUAUAUCGGACAGUGGAUGAAAGAUGCAGAUGAUCUACUGGAGCAGGAAGCCCUUGUAUCCACGGCAACAGAGGGUGGUGAAAAAGAGGCUACAGAUGUGAGAAAGAGGCUCGAAGAACAUGAGCACCACUUCCAGAAUUUAGACAAACUCAGUCAAGAUUUAACUCGGAUAAAAUUCGAUGGAAAAUGUGACGGUCAAAUGGUGCCCCAACCACAACUUGUCGAAAUGUCCGACAGAAUGGACGUCAUAAGAACAAACUCUACCUCAUCUCAUAAAAAACUGUCAUACACAAACUUAAAAUUCAGACUCUUACAGUUCUUAGUUGUAUCGGAGCAGAAAUUGAAACAAUGGACGAUGAAAUAUUCUCGCCAAUCAGAUGUAGAGCUGCUAUUAGAAGAUUAUAUUGAUUAUGUACAUGCAAAGCAAUUGUUUAAGGAGUUUGAUUCAGUGCAUCAACAGAUAGGAGCAGUGGCUAAAGCAUAUCAGGGCCAACCUGGACAAGAUGCAGCAGAAAUAGAAAAAGUGAACACAUUCCUAUCAGAGGUGAACAGUCGCUGGAAGAAGGUGUCCGUAGAGAUACGUAGCGUCCAAACCAUGCUUGAAGAGGUGGUUCAGUACUGGACAAGGUACACUGCAUGCGUUGAUAUUCUCAAUGUAUGGAUGGUUGAUGCGGAGAAAAUGUUAGACAUGCCACAGGCAGAGAAAAGUGAAUUCUUCCAAGACAUUGCCAAAUGGCAGGAGAAGCACGCCAUUUUGAAUGAAGCUGGAAACUUCCUGAUAGAAGUGUGUGAGGAGACGGUUGCUGGGGAGAUUAAACAACAGUUACUGCUUAUUAACAGGAGGUGGAAAGAUCUGUUUGAUCAGAUACGAGUCUACCAGGAACAGGAGGCAUCCCAGAUGACUCAAGAUCAGUAUGAAAAAGGCGUAAUGAGUAUUGCAUCAUGGUUAAACCAUACCGAGGCUCUACAUAUUGUCGAUGUGGAGUGUGCUAUAGUCCCAGUGAAGCAACAUAAUCAAAACUUAGAGAGUAAAAAGUCAGAAGAAUCAAAGAUGGAAGAUGAUUUUAAACAAGUCUCAAAAAUUGCUCAAUCCCUUGUGAAAUCCAGUGUUAAAGAUGUUGUGAACAAGAUGCUGGAUACGCUUAAAAUGCUAAAAGAGCGUCUAGUCAACUCACGCAAAGAUUUGGCCCAGGCCAUUAAAUCAUUCAAACAGGUGCUAACUAAUGUAGAAUCUCUAGACCAUGGAAUCUCUGAACUGGACAGUUGGAUUCAGAGUGGGGAAGAAAUGCUACAGUCUCACAAAGUAUUUGAUACCAAAGCAGACACACAGAACAGACUGCAGGUUCAUAAGAACCACUUCAGUCAGACAGUCCAGUUCAAGACAAAAUGGGAGGAGAUCUCCAGAACCUUCCAGAGGAUUCUCAAGCUCAAUCUCACCAACCUAAAGGCCUCUGAGAAACAACAACAACUUGAUAGGCUUAGUCAGAGGUUCAGGAACCUUCUAUCAAGUGCUAGAGAGUGGGAUCAGAAGCUUGAAAGAUCCUUGCGUCUCUGGCAGAUCUGGGAAGAAGCCUCCAGUCCCCUCUUAACAUGGCUCGACCAAUCAGAAUCUUACCUUGAUGCGGUGAAUUCUGAUGUGGAUUCCAAGCUGCUUAUGCAGCAACAUACAACACUGUUUGGGACAAUAGACCAGAACAUGUUGCAGCAGUAUUUGAAGACAGGCCAGGAGUUAGCGAAUUAUAUGGAAGAAGAUGAUAAAGUGAUGUUGCAAAAGAAGAUGGCCAGUGUACAUGCUAGGUGGAAGAAUACACUGUUCAGAGCACCAAUGAAGCUAAUGCAGCUGGAGUUCAAGGAGCCUGAGCAACAUUUCCUGAUGAACAUAGAACAUGCAGAGAAUUUAUUGACUCAACAGGAGGAGCAGAUUGAGAGGAAUGAGAAUCUACAACAGCUCCUUAAAGAACAUAUGGAGAUGUUCCAUCAAAGUGACUUCCUCCCCAAGUGCAACAAGUGCCUCAAGGCAAUGCAGGGUAUAGGGGAGUCACUGGAAGAGCAUUCCAAGGAGGAUAGAUCUCUGUUAGAUAUUCACGAUCGUCAUCAUGCACGUCUCCAACAGCUGCUCAAUAAGAUAGAAGUCGUCCUGGUGCAACUACAACAAUUCCCAGAGAGGUGGAAGGUUUAUAACACAAAACUGACAACAUUUUGUACCUGGGUGUCUGAUGUUGAGUCCAGUGUUGCAGACAUGAAGCGUGAUGCGCCAAGUGUCAAUGAAUACAAGCAGAAGGCUGACCACUUCAAGCAAAUCACCAAAACAGUUGAAAUCCAAACUGAAGAGGUUCAGUGGUUUGUGUCAACUCUUAAUGAAUUAAUUGUUAAUGUUGAUGAAGAAGAGGCUACAAGACAACAAACUCGAUUGGAUACCGCAAUCACCAACUAUAAUCAAGUCCUUCCUGAGGUUCAAGAGAUUACUAGGAGCUUAGAUCGUACGGAGGAAGGUUAUGCGUUCUGUGAUGAUGCUAAGAAGAAACUUGAUUUGUUAACAGCAAGUGUGAAUCAGCUUGAAAGUGUCCCUGACAAUGAAGUUGAUGACUUGGCAUCUGCUAAACAACUACUAGCCCAACAUCAGACUGAGCUGCAGAAGAUUGAAGCUGAGAAGCAAGCCAUGGAGGAUGAUAUCAGACAAGGAAAGGGCUACCAACAGGAGGCUUCCAUGCCUUCUUACCUGACUGCCACUGUGGAACAACUAGAACACACACUAGAGGGAGCCACCCAACUGGCACAUGCAAAAUACCAGAAAGCACAGGUCAAGGUAGAUCUUUGGGAGAGGUAUGAGAAAGACAAGUCUCAGUUUGAGAAUCACCUUGAACAUAUACAGGAAGAGUUAGAACAACUCCCAUCCCUCACUUCACAUAAAGUAGUCCAGGAUGAAUUACAGAAAAAACGCCAGCUUAUAUCCCUCCACGAUAGUAUCAAACCCUUAGCCAUCCAGAUAGAACAACUUAGUGAGACACUGAAGCAAGCUGCGAGUGAUGAGCGAAAAGAGUCCAUUCGUGCUGAGAUUUCAACCCUAACUGAUCAGCUUGGAAGAGUCACUGCACAGUUAAAUGGGCGUGUCACUGAGCUGGAGGUGAAAGAAGAGAAUUGGGCUGAUCUACAUGCAAGGCUUGAUGAUCUGUCAACCACUAUGGAGAAGAAGGAAAAGAUCUUACAUGCAACAUUGUCUUCCACUGAUCUGCCAUUAGAAGAAAAACAACGUAGAGUGGAGGCUCUGGAGGAAGACAUCUUGCAGCAACAAGAAAUGAUGCAAUCUUUAAAUGAUGAUGCCAAGGGUCUAUCCCAUAAUUUUAAUUCCCGUGAAUCUUCCCCUCUGAAGGCAAAAGUCACGUCACUCAAGCAGAAAUAUGACAAUAUGUGUCAAACUACGGAGAAAGCCAAAUCUGAUCUAUCUAAGAAUGUACUUCAUUGGAACAGAUACCAACAGUUAAACAAUGAUGUAUCACAAUGGCUUGGACGUGCCCAGACUCAACUCAAUGAGGCCACAACAAACCCUGGUUGCCUUGAUGACUGUAACCUAGCAACAGAACAGCAUCAAACCUUCUUGCAAGAUCGUGACUCUGUUCACGCCACCUAUAAGGAGCUUCUAGCAGAAGGCAGUAAAAUUUUGGAUCAGCCUGAUACUUCGGCUCAGCUACAAACCAUUGAAGAGAAUUGGAGUCAAAUGCUUGCCAGAUCAAACGAACAGAAACUCCAUAUGGAUAAAUUGACAACACUAUGGAAAGAUUACGAACAGAGGAGAUCCACAUUGGAGACAUCUAUUGAUGAGUUGAAUGAGAAGCUCCUGCUUGAGUUAAGGGUAACUUCACCAGAGGUCGCUGUACUGGAGGAUGAGUGGUUGAGAUACAAGCCCAUGCAAGAAGAAGGUUCAGCUUUAUUAUCUACACUUGAUAACCUAAAGUAUGCAGGGGACAAACUUACUCCAUUUAUAACACCAGAUACAAACACUCAAAUACAUCAAGAACAAGAUGAAUUGAAAAAAUCUUGCGACGGUAUAAAUCUAACUAUAAAAACACGACUUCACACAUUAGUUGAGACUCUAAGAAAGAGAAAAGAAUUCCGCUCAAAGUUAGAAGAAUUUAUAAAAUGGCUUCAGAAGCUACAACGGAGAUUAGAUGGAUAUACUCAAAUAUUUGGAGAUGAAGUAAAUGAAACAUUUACCAAAAUGGUUGCCAUGGGUGAUGAAUUCAAAGAAAAACGAGACACAUUUGACAGUUUAAGUGCCGAUGUGGAAGAACAAUGUUCUGCGUGUCAUGAAGAUGAGGCUAAUAGUUUAAAUAAAGAAUUUGGAGAAGUUAUUUCAAAUUAUCAAAACAUUGACUCAGUACUACAAGCCAGAGUUGAACUUUGCCAAAAAUGGUCACAAUAUAGUACAGUUCAGAAAGGUGCCAUGUCUCGAUUAAAGACACUUCAGACUAAAGUCCAGUCUCAAGAAUUUAAAGAAUCUGACAUUGGAUCUGUGCGUAAAGAAAUUAAAGGAGUAUAUCAGGUUCUAAAUGAAUGGACUGAACAGAGUACCGAGUUGGAUCAGUUAAUGCAUCGUGCUCAAAUGACAAUAAAAGAUCGCACAACGCAACGUGCAACAACAUUUAGUGAGGAAAUACAAACAGUGAUCUCUGCAUCUGAUGCUCUUAAUGAUACCAUAAACAAUAAGCAAACUCACUUUGGACAAGUUGCCGAUUUAUGGCAGGUGUUCACGUCUGCUAAAGACACAUUCCUAUUAUAUUUAAAAGAUGUGGAACACAGAAUCGAAUACUGUAAGGUACCAGAAACAAGUUUAAAAUCACUACAGAAUACUUUGGAUCAUUUGGACAAAAUACUCAAGGAUUUAGACGCGCAUACAUCUGAGUUAGACAAUCUUAUGGAAAUGGGUCAACAAUUGAAACAAACCGACCAGUCUCAACUUUCAUAUGCUCAGGGAUGUCUUAGUUCAAUAGAGACUGCAUGGGAGGCCACUCAUAACCAACUCGCAACUAAGCAACAAUCUAUGACAUCAGUGGUCUCAUUAUGGAAACAUUAUACAGAGAUGCAUGAAAACUUGGAACAGCUACUUAAUGAAGUGAAGGAAGAGGUUGUUUCAAAACCUAAUUGUCUUACUCAAGAUGAUGUACAAAAAUGUUUGGAUAAAAAUAAGAAUGGAGAGUUCAGAUUGACAAGUAAUGUCUCUCAACUUGAGUCAUUGAAGGCUAAAGGUCAGCAGAUCACCAGUGAGGUGGAGAGUGGGGAGGUGCAAGGCUUUGACAAACAACACAUUCACACCUCAACACAGAAUGUGGUCUUACUAUGGGAAUCCACAAUGCAGACUAUAUCAGAAGGUCAAAAGAAUCUGCAAAGUCAAUUGUCACUCUGGGACCAGAUCCAGGCUGCAGGAAAGGAAAGUUGCGACUGGUUAGAUAUAACCAAAGAGAGGCUCACUGGGUGCCUGGAUGAUUUCAAAGAUGCAACAAAGGCAGAGAGUUGUCUCGAUAAAUACAAAGGUGAACUAGAGUACUUUGAGACAGUACAUGCAACUUACCAAGAGAAAGUAUCUGAUCUUGAAAAACUAAACAAUGAGAAAGACAUUCCCAGUCUUCAUGAUGCUGAGCAAGAGAUCAGUGAGAAAUUCAAGGAGGUUGAUCAACUUGCAACUGAGCUGGCUGCAAAGUUACAACAAUAUUCAGCAACCAAGUCUGGUGUUGAGAGUGAGAUCAGCCAAGAGUUGGAAUGGCUGAAUGAACUGAGGGAGAAAUUGGCCCAAGUUGACACAUUGACUGGGGAUGACACACAGCUGCUGGAGAGGCUUGACACAUGCAAGAGUGUUCAGAGGGAAUUAGCUGCCCACGAGGAAGUGCUGACAAACCUACAGGGUCAGGCUCAGCAUCUCAGUGCCACCUAUAUGUCACCCGAUGCAACUAAUAUUGCCAAAGAUAGCUCUGUUCUUACAAAGAAAUAUGAUACUGUGCUAAAUAGGGCAACAAAGGUUGAAGUGCAGUUGCAGGGUGCACUAGAACAGCAUGCAACUGAGGCACGUGUGGAACAACAAAGAUGGCUGACAACUGCCAAGGAACGUGUCGAGUGGUGUGCUGCAUCUGUGGGUGACAAACACGCUCUCGAAGCCAAACUCGCUGCCAUGGAGGAACUGGUUACAGUGUUACCUGAAGGAGACCAGCGUACUAAGGUGACAAAGGAAAAAGCAGAGAUUCUGGGCACUGCAGUACCUGAGGAACGACGUCUUGAAGUGGCACAGACCAAACAGUUGGCUGAUGAUGAGUGGGCGGCAUAUGUUGAACAACUUGAAGUCACCAAAGCCCAGUUAGAGAAAAGUAAAGCUGCAUGGACAGAGUUUACAGAUCUGUAUGAGACCCUGGGUCAAUGGCUGACCUCGACUGAGGAAACAGUACGCCAAGAACAGAAUCUUAGACCCACUCUGCCAAGUAAACUGGAACAGAACCAGGCAUUCAAGAAAUUAUCCACAAUUGUGUCAGCCCAUCAGGGUGCAGUAGAGUCUCUAAAGGAGCAGGCUGACAGGCUUGGUGGGGCAGAUAGUGCUGCGGCACACCAGGCAGAACAUGUACAUGAUAGAUACAUGGCACUGGUUGAAUCAGUCAAGGUGCACUCUACCAAAAGUGAAGAUAAUGUUGAGGAACAUGAGAAUUACAAGGAGAGUUACGACUCUUGUCUUGUUUGGGUGACUAAAGCCCAGCAGAAGCUACAACCAUGUACCAGCACUACGGGAGAUAAAGAGCAGAUCCAAACACGACUAGACACUGUCAAGGACAUUGCUAAGGAACAACAAAUUGGUCACGCUAAAUUCAACAGCGCUGUUGAAAAAGGUGAACUUCUCUAUCCCCACACAGCCCAAGAAGGCCGUGACAUCAUCAGACAAGAGCUACGCGACUUACGUGAAAGCUGGGAACAAUUUAGCGAUAGUUUGAAUGAAUGUGAACACCGCCUUGAGGCCAGUGUUGUCCAGUGGAGUAGCUAUGACGAUAACUAUAGACAACUGCUACAGUGGAUGGCGGAUACAGAGACCUCUGUUGCCUCCACACUGGAGCCAAAAGCAACCUUACAAGACAAGAAGACAGUGUUGCAACACUACGUGGCUAUUGAACAGAACAUAGUAUCACAUAAGAGUUUACUGGAUAAUAUUAUGGAGAAAUCUCAGUCGCUCACAUCGCCUGAUGCACAAUCUGGUGUAUCAGAAUUACAAGAACAGUAUGAGGCCCUGCGCAACAAGUGCAAGGAAAAUAUAAGCACAUUGGAAUACAAUGUUAGUGAACACCAGAGGUACAAUGAGAGCCUUCAAGAGGUCCAAGAGUGGCUUGGAUCAGAACAGGACACUCUUGUAGCAUGCACUGACACUAGUGGUGACAAACACUCUCUAUACAAUCGCCUAGAUACCAUACAAGCUGUGACAACAUCAAUAGAGAAUGGAGAGGCUAAAUUGAAAUCUUUGGAAAAUCAAGCUGCUUUGAUAGCAGAAAGUUCAAACCCAAGUGGACAACAGACUAUAAACAAAGCUAGAGAUACAUUAAAACAAAAUCUUGCCAAUAUGCAUGGACAAAUCAGAGAAUCUCAGGAAUCAUUGAAUGUGAAGGUAUCUGAAUGGAAGGAGUAUGAAGCACUGUUUGAAGAGCUCUCAAAAUGGCUGAAAGUUAUGGAAGGUCAGGUUAAAGGUCAGGAGUUCAAGGCCACUGUUGAUGAGAAAAAGUCUCAAGUUGAAACAUUUAAGAAUUUAUUGAACACUGUAAGCAGUCGUCAGGAGGACUUCGACCAGCUGUCUACCCAGGGCCAGAAGCUCGACAGAGGGGAGGCCAGGCAGACAACAUUGACCAAUCAGCUUAAUGCUAGGUACCACACCCUCAAGUCAAACAUCAAGGAUGCUAUCUCCACAUGGGAAGCUUACGUUGAAAGCCACACAGAGUACAACUCAAACUACGAGCGAUGUACACACUGGCUCUCUGAUAUGGAGGCUAGAAUACGCGAUGCCAAUAGUACAUCCGGUGACCAAUCAGAGCUCGUUGCUCGGCUAGGUCACCUUGAUGAUGUUUUGCUUGAGAAAGAUGAGGGUGCUUCAAUACUUCACAGUGCUGUUGAGAGUGGAGAGAAGUUGUACCCUACUACCUCAGUUGAUGGCAGAGAGGCCAUUAGACAUGCUCUCAGGGGACUGCGUGAGAGGUUAGAUGCUGUUAGUGAUUCAGGCUCAGAUGUUCAUCACAAGUUAGACACCACCCUUAACCAAUGGACACAGUUCCAGGAAGCUCUCCGUCACUUCACUAAGUGGCUACGUGAGCUAGAUCUUAAACUCAAACAGGAGACAGAACUUCGAGCCAAUCUUACUGAUAAGAAAUCUCAAAUGCAUACUGUUAAAGGUUUGUAUAGAGAUGUGAUGUCACGGCGACACAGCCUCAAUGAUCUCAUGGAUAAGGUAAACAAUUUGGUGGCAGCCAGUGGGGAAGAGUCUAUGAAAGAUGAAGUUGAGUCUAUUAAAGAGGAAUAUGAGGGAGUAUGUAAUGAAUGUAAGAUGAACAUUGGGUCUGUUGAGGAGGCUAUUGUAAACCACCAACAGUACAUUACCUCUCUUCAAGAUUGUACAACAUUUAUUGAGAACAUCAAAACUAAGGCUAUAGCCCUCAAAGAUACAACUGGGGACAAACACUCAGUUCAAAACAGACUUGAGCGCCUACAAGAACUGGAGUCAACUAAAAACAAUGGUGAAUCAAAAUUGGUAAAAACCAAAGAUGAUGCAUCCAAAGUCCUAACAGAAACAAAUAAAACUGGACAGGAGGUUAUCAAAAAGGAACUGGAAAACCUUCAGAAGGAUUGGGAACUAAUUGAGGCAUGUCUGCAUGAGACAAGGCCACAGUUAGAGAGUGUUUUACAGCAUUGGAGCAGCCAUGACUCUAAACUGGACGAAUUGAAUCGCUGGAUCAGGGAGACUGAGCAGAAAGUGAAAAAUGUGGAACUGCUAGCUACCAUUGAUGAAAAAGAGAAACAGCUUGAAAAUAUGAAGGAACUUCAAGAGGAUAUAAUCAGUAGACAGACAGCAAUUGAAGACUUCAGUAUGACAUCACAGACCUUAAUCCCAGGAGAUAGUCGUAAUGCAGCAUUCUCUAGUCAACUCAGCACCCGCUACCACAGCCUUAAAUCUACCAUAAAAGAUACAGUCAACAAAGUCCAGGCUUCAAUAAAGGAUCACCAGAUGUACCUAGAUAGUUACUCAGAGUGUAAGGAAUGCUUAGAUUCACUUGAAUCCAACAUAGAGAACAACUCUACCUUGGCUGGUACUCUGAAGGGGGUGCAGCAACAACAGGAACAGCUGCAGGGUCUGAAAGAGCAAGAUGAACGCAGUGUUGAAUUGUUACACAGAACUGUGGAGAGAGGUGAAAGGUUAUACUCCAGUACAGCAGCUGAGGGGAGGGAGACAAUUAGACAACAACUCAGAUCAUUAAAGAUGCAGUCUGAUAAGGCAUCAGACAAACUCCAUACUUCCCAGCAACAAGUUGACGCAUGUGCCAUACAAUGGGCCACAUAUACAGACAGCCAUGAACAUUUCAAUACAUGGUUACUGGAAAUAAAGCAGAGAAUCAACAGCAACAAUGAACUCAAGUCAACAAUCUCUGAGAAAAAGUCACAGUUACAGGAACAGAAGUUAUACUACCAAGAAUUGGUGUCUCAUGGCCAUUCCCUGCAAACUUUGAUCAAUAAGGCUGAUACUGUUGCGAAGUUAACUGACACUGUUGAUAUUGAACCAAGUAUUAAAGCAAUUAAAGGGGAAUAUGAUGAACUGGUGAAGGAAUCCAAGCUUUUGGUAGAAGUCAUGGAGAGUUCAUGUACGCAGCAUCAGGAUUAUGACAACGCUGUUCAGAACUUUGCCGACUGGAUUGAAAACAUCAAGGAGCAGCUGAAUCCAUUAUGCCAAACAACAGGAGAUAAUCUCACAUUACAGAAUAAACUUGAUAAACUCAAAGAUCUGGAAUACUCAAUCAAAACUGGCAACCAGAACUUAGCAAGUAUCAAAUCACAGUCAGAUAAAGUCAUUGAGAAAACAUCUGAAUUGGGUCAGGGGACAAUAUCGCGGGAUUUAGCCGCCAUGAACACAGAUCUAGAACUGUGUAAAUCAACAUGUGUUGAGGCACAGAAUGAGCUCAAGAAUGUUCUAGAGGAUUAUUCCUCUUAUGAGCUGUUCUAUGAGGCGUUGACUCAGUGGUUAAGAGAUAUGGAGACCAAGCUCAAGGGAAUAGAUAUGAAACCAGACCUAUAUGAGAAACAAACACAACUUGAUAAGAUUAAGGUUCUACAAGAUGAUAUUGUAGACAAACAGACUGAUUUUGAGGAUGUGGUUAUCAAGGCUCAUGACCUUCAAGGAACUGAUAGCCGCCUAGCAUCUCACACUAACCAGCUAAAUACAAGAUACCAGGAGCUCCAAACAAAUACCAAAAUAGCCGUCUCCAAAUGGGAGUCUUACAUUAAGUCUCAUGCUGCUUACAGUGAAGCAUAUUCUGAAUGUUCACAAUGGUGUUCUUCUCUAUCUGGGGAUAUAACAAGCUGUAAUGUUUCGACAGGGGAUAAGAAUACAAUAACCGAGAGUCAGGUACGCCUACAGGAGUUGCUUGAUGAAAAAGAUAAAGGUGCGUCUAAGAUCCAGGCUGUGAUAGAGGCGGGUGAGGGCCUGUACCCAAGCACGAGCUCAGAUGGUAGAGAGAUUGUGCGUCAAGAGUUGAGAGUGUUAAAAGAACAAUGGGACGCUCUGUCUGAUCAAGCUCUCGAAACUCAACAUGCUUUGAGUAGUAAUCUUGUUCAAUGGUCAACAUUUGAGGAAACUUGCCUGCAGUUCAUACAGUGGCAGAUAGGUGUCUCACAUAAGCUCCCCACUGAUAUGGAUUACAAAGCCACCCUUGGGGAGAAAUCCAUCCAAUUACAAGACCACAAAAUCAUACAUCAAGAUAUUGUUAAUCACAAACAAGGCCUUGAUACGCUAAACCAACGACUUCAUAAUAUGUCCACUAGGGAUCCCUCAGUUGCGGACAUUGUUGAGAAAAUCCAGGAUGACUAUAGAGUAUUAGUUGAGAAAUCUAAGGCUAUUAUUGGGACCCUUGAGAAAAGUGUUAGUGAACAUGGGGAAUACCACGAAGCAGUUAAAGAAUUCUCUGAGUGGAUUCAGGAGCUCGAGAAUGAACUCGAAGGACUCAACAACACAACAGGAGAGAAACACACUGUACAGACAAGACUGGAUAAGAUUAAGUCCCUUCAAAACCAAGAGUCAGUUGGAAAUACCAAACUAGAUGACUUGACAGAGCUAGGAGCUAAAGUAUCGGAGACCACAUCAUUGCCAGGCAUAGAGACUCUGCAGAGUGAAAUUACAAAGUUAAAAUCCAAGAUGGCUACUGUCUUUGAUAAAAUGAAUAGCUGUGAAGAAAGUAUACAGGCUAUAGUUGAUAAGUGGCAGAAUUAUGAGGAUAGUUACACUAAGGUGACUGCAUGGAUGAAGGCCUCAGAACAGCAGAUUAAAGUGUACGAACUGAAGGCAUCACUUACAGAGAAACAAGAGCAGCUACAGAAACUCAAGACCUUGAAAGAAUCUGUUGCUGAUUACCAAGAUGAGAUUGAUGACUUCAUGGAUGCUGCACAUGAUCUGGUUGAAGCUAGUGAGGAGACACGUAUAUCAAGCUACAUAGCUCAGGUGUCAAAUCGCUACCAGGCUCUACAAGUACAUUGCAAGGAGCUGAUAUUGAAGUGGCAGGGUUAUGUAGGAGAACACGAGACGUAUGAAGAGAAGACUGAAGGGUUUGAAAGCUGGCUGAGUCAGGCCAGGUCCAGGCUGGAAGAGUGCACUCAAGACUCCAUGGAUAGAGACAUACUACAGGAACACAAGUAUACAGUACAGAUCUUACUUGCUGAGAAAGACCAAGGAUUACAAUGUCUCAAUGAACUUGUCUCAAGUGGAGAGAAACUUUAUCAAGGAACAUCUCCAAAAGGCCGUGAAGUCAUCCGCCAUGACUUGCGAUCUGCCAGAGAAUCAUGGGAUAGCCUCAUUCUGAAACUAACUGAAUCUCAGAAGUCAGUUGACACUGCAUUGACUGAGCUGAACCUUUAUAUUGAACAUAAGGCAGUGUUACAACAAUGGCUUGAUGAUACCUUAUCUCAGUUAAGUGGUGAGCUUAAACUGAAACACACCUUAGCAGAGAAGCAGACUCAGUUAGAGAAACACAAGCAAAUUGUACAAGGUGUUGUUGCCAAGAAACGGGAUGUUGAUUUGUUGGUCUCUGAAACAGAACAGUUGAGCAAGGGGGAGGAAGCACCACAAAUGGAAGAUCUAGUGUCAGGCAUUCGUGAGAAAUACACCCAGCUUGUCACAAUUGCUAAGGGUCAGUGCCAGCAGGUUGAGACGUCAGUGACUGAACACAGGACCUACUCUACAACAUACCAGACUACCAUAGAUUGGCUAAAACAACAGCAGACCAAGCUGAACCUCUAUGGAGAGACAUCAGGUGACAGACACGUGCUGCAGAAUAGACUUGGGAGGCUACAGGGAUUGCAAAGCACAACGGCUGAGGGGAGAAAGUUGCUUGAUCAAUGUUGCCAUAGUGCUGAUGUUACCAUGGCAACCACUGGUAGCAACGGGCGGAUUAGCAUCCAGGAUCAAAACUCAGCACUCACUUCUGAUUUCCAAGAGUUUGAGAGUAAACUCGGGAGAAAUAUUCAAGGCAUCGAAGAUUGCUUGGAAAAAUGGCAGAAUUAUGACUCAAAGUAUGAAUGGUUCGCUGGCUGGAUUAAAGAAAGGGAACGAGAGGCAAAGGAUUUCUCACUUAAGGCUUCCCUGCCAGAGAAAGAACAACAGCUGACUAAAUAUAAGGCGCUGAUGCAAACAGUACAAGUGGAACAGGUAGAGGGUGAUGCUGUAAGUGACUUGGCAACAGACAUACGACAGAGUACAGGUGACACUAGGCCAACCAAUUAUGCCACGCAGCUCGUCACACGUUAUCAGGCUCUCAGUAACACAUGCAAUGAUGUGUGCAGAAAAUGUGAAACAGCUGUGAAUGAGCACCAGCUGUACACAGAGAACUACAGCAGAUGUAACAGCUGGCUAGAGGGCUUACAAGAGAGACUUUCAGAGUGUCAAGAUACUGGAUGUACGAGAAAGCAACUCUUGGCUCACCAGACAACUUUGCAAGAGCUUGUUGAUGAGAGGGAAGGUGGUCUCAACAAACUGAAUCAGACAACAGAAUCAGGAGAACAGCUCUACCCUAACACAGCCUCUGAAGGCAGAGAGGUCAUACGUCAUGAGUUACGCUCCCUCCGUGUUGCCUGGGAAGCAUUUUGCGAUGGCCUCACAUCAGCUCAAAGGAAAACAGAGGUAGCCACUAUACAAUGGUCGUCUGCUGAUGAUAAUUUGCAGCAGACAGAGAAAUGGUUACAGUCAAUGAUGAUUAAAACGAGUGAGGAGUUCACAUUAAAGGCAACGUUGGAGGAGAAAAAGAUGCAGCUACAAGCCUACAAGUCUCUACAACAGGAUAUUUCUGCUCACAAGAGGGCGCUGGAUACUACAUCAGAUAAAGUGCAGUCUAUUCUACAGACCUCACCUGAUCCCAUAGUGACAGAAAGGCUGGAGGCCAGUAAAAGAAACUAUGAUGAAAUACUUGCAUCUUGUCAGGGUUCUGUCGGAAGAUGCAACAAGAUCGUUGCAGCACAUGAGCAGUAUACCGAUCUAUAUAACAACUGUCAGGAUUGGUUUAAAGCCAUGAAGGAGCGUGUCGUUUUGUGUGAUGACAUCACAGGCGAUAAACUAGCCAUUCAGAGUCGACUUGAUCGAGUGCAGGAUCUGGAAAAUGUAAAAACAGAAGGAGACGCAAAAAUCGAAAAUAUAUGCAAGUCAGCAGAUGAUGUCAUAGUAGAUACAGCUUCCCGGGGGCAGCAGCUCAUCCAAUCAGAAGUUGCGAGGUUGCGUCAGGUUUGGGUUGACUAUUUAGACAAUCUUAGCGAGGUUAGAGCCAAGCUAGAAAAGUGUGCCAGUCAGUGGGAAUCAUGGGAAGAUAGGCAGGACUCCUGUACUGCAUGGUUGAGAUCCCAGGAGGCUAUGGUGCGUGACAUUCAACCACAGUCAACAUUGGCAGAGAAGGCGGCCCAGGCUGAACGUAUCAAUACUGCAUUAAGAGAGAUGAUAGCAUAUGGUUCAGAGAUUGACUCCAUGAGUGAGAAUGGGCAGAGUCUUUCAGCAAACACGUCUAACACCAGAGUAGCAAACCUUGCCUCACAGAUAACUGCCAGAUACCAUGCACUAGUCAGUAGCUGUAAGGAACAGUGUAGGAAACAAGAACAUGCUGUGAGUGAACACGAGGGCUAUGGACGACUAUGUGAGGCUAUGCAGCAGAGCCUAGAUGACCUGGAGGCCAAACUGAGCAACAAUACAUCCACACAAGGGGACAGACCUGCCGUACUUGCAAGAUUGCAGACUGUCCAGAACUUACUGUCCUACAAUGAAGAAGGAAAUCGUAAACUUGAAACCAUUCGUGAGAAGUUACAAAGUGUUUUGGUGAACACUAGCCCAUCUGGAAAAGACACCUUAAGACAGGAGGCUUAUACCUUACAACAAACUCUCGACGAUCUCAUGAAAUCCAUCCAAGAUGGCAUAGAUAAUCUCCAGACAUGUUUGAGCCAAUGGGGUGCUUAUUCUGAUGUGUCGAAUAAAACAGAAACCUGGUUGGCUGACAUUGAGAGUCAGGUUGCCAUGGAAACAGGAAGUCAAAUGACCCUUGUUGAAAAACAAGAUCAACUGGAAAGGAUCAAGACUUUGAAGCUGACCCUACUGGGAGAGAAAGGUUUGGUAGACAAACUGAGGGAGAAAUCCUCUGAGCUGCAGACACAGAACAGUGACCCUCACCUUGCCAGAGAGACUGAUCUCGUUGUUGACAGAUAUCACAAGGCUCUUGAUAAAGUAGAGGACUUACUGAGGGAAUGUGACAAUGCAGUGUCAGACCACAUCAUCUACCAAGAGGCCCUGGACAAUGCCACAGAAUGGAUAGAGUCAACUAGGGAGAAACUGACCCCACUGAGUAGCCUGGAGGGGGAUAGGCACACCACGCAGGCUAAAUUACUCAAGGAUGGUCAAAACCUGCUCCAUACCAUGCAGACAUGGGGAGAGAAAACUCUGACAAAUUCAUCGCUCUCUGGGCGAGACACCAUCCGCCAAAAUCUUCAGAAAACUCACCAAGAUUAUGAAACAUUGACAAAACGACUCGCAGAUACCAAAGUCACACUAGAAAGCUGCCUUCUGGAGUGGUCAGAUUAUGGCGACCGCACAGAUCAGGU
This is a messenger RNA of Owenia fusiformis, 16226 nucleotides long. The record is from the annotation of a GenBank genome assembly. Lineage: Eukaryota; Metazoa; Annelida; Polychaeta; Sabellida; Oweniidae.